AUGAACUUCAAGAUUGGAAUCAUCGGAGGAACUGGUCUUGAGGACCCAAAAAUAUUUAGCGAUACACAGGAAUACAAAGUGAAUACACCAUUUGGUUCGCCAUCAGAUGUUUUGAUCGAAGGGAAAGUAGGCAAUGCUACCUGCGUUCUUCUGUCACGUCAUGGUCGGGAACAUGAUACAUCCCCAACAAAUAUCAAUUAUCGAGCAAAUUUGUGGGCUCUUAUGCAACAAGGAGCAAAGGUCAUUUUAUCUACGGCGGCGUCGGGAAGUUUAAAAGAAGAACUUACACCGGGUUCAUUUGUUUUUUUGGAUUCCUUUAUUGACAGAACAUUCAAACGCGAAGUAACAUUCCAUGAUGGUAAGGAUGGCCAUCCAAAAGGUGUAUGUCAUAUUCCCUCUCAUCCGGCAUACAAUGAAAAGCUAAGACAGGUAUUAAUCUCAUCUGCAGAGGAACUCAAAUACAAAUUUUUCAAAACUGGAACGGCAAUAUGCAUUGAGGGACCACGAUAUUCUUCUCUAGCUGAAAGUGAAGUGUUCAGAAGUUGGAACGCUGAUAUUAUCAACAUGACUGUUUGUCCGGAAGUUUAUUUGGCGAAAGAACUGGGUAUUCCGUUUGCAACAACUGCUAUUGUAACAGAUUAUGAUUGUUGGAGAGAGGGCGAAAAGGUGUCAGUUGAUUUGGUGGCUCAGAGAAUGCGCGAAGCUGCGGAUAAGGCUAAAAACCUAUUCGUUACAGCAAUCGAAAAAAUUGGAGCAAUGCAUUGGGAUGAUGAAAUAAUGGAAGCUAAGAAAACAGCUCGAGCAGGGGUGAUGGUUGAUGAACAUGUGGUUUUCGAUCAUUUAAAAUAUUGA
Acanthocheilonema viteae is the source of this 852-nucleotide messenger RNA. The record is from the annotation of a GenBank genome assembly. Lineage: Eukaryota; Metazoa; Nematoda; Chromadorea; Rhabditida; Onchocercidae.